AUGGAUCACGAGAACAGCACAGUGGCAAGUCAAAUUCCUGCGGAGAGGAUAUCUGUCAGCAUCUCGAUUCCCCAACAAACAGUUGAUUUCGAGGUGCCGGCUCUCUGGUCGCUAGGCAAAGUUUGCGGCAUCGCUUCGGAGCUCAGCUCUUCAGCGUCUAACGGUCACAAGCUAAUGUUUUGGACGCCUCACAUUAGCAAGAACAUGGCUUGCAUGGUUUUGAUCUGGAUCGUCAACACUCCUCAAAGGCGAUAUCGCAUCACCACGGCUCGUCGUUACUGCCAUGGCAUGCUGGUUGGCCGCAUUGAUCCUCCUCCUCAACCCGCCACUACCGCAUUCACCCGGGCAUCAUCACCCGACCGCAGUGAGGCAGACACAAGCACAAACAUCAACGCCCAAGGCAUCGAUGAGAACUUGCUGCCGCCCGCUCUCCGCGGCCGCACCGGACCUUCCAAGCCUCCAAACCGCUGGAUUCUCUACCGUGCGGCCAAGUCGGCUGAGCUGCGGGCCGACAACCCCUCCAUGAGCGCAAGCGAGAUCUCUCAAGUUGCAUCCCUGAUGUGGCAGGCAGAGUCCGCUGCGACCAAGGCAAAGUGGGAGGAGCGCGCGGCCGAGGCACGCGAGGAGCACAUGCGCAACACGCCCGAGUACGCCGUCGCGGCCGGCCUGCGCCAGCGCGCCGCCGCCGAGAGGAAGCGGCAGAGACAGCAGAAGAAGAGACAGCAGGAGCAGCAGGGCGACGGGGACAAGGUGGCCAAGGAGACUGCCGCAUGCACAGACAGCAUGGCGACUUCUGACGGCGGCGCUGCCAGCAACAGCAGCAGCGCAGAGGUGCUUGCCGCGACCGCUCACUCGCCGACACCAGCCAGUCCCGCGUCUGACAGCGACUCCACGCCUGUCGGCAGCCCUCGGGCUCGUCACGGCUGGGGCUCUGAUGAACUCAGCCUGAUGCUCGAUGCCGUCGAGUUCUCUACUCUCUUCUGA
Pyricularia pennisetigena is the source of this 984-nucleotide messenger RNA. RefSeq lists its product as uncharacterized. The coding region runs from base 1 to 984 and encodes 327 amino acids. The record is from RefSeq and is a predicted model, not a curated record. Lineage: Eukaryota; Fungi; Ascomycota; Sordariomycetes; Magnaporthales; Pyriculariaceae. The transcript has 4 exons.